CAGUGCUCCAAGUGGUAUAAAACGUGUGGUUUUUAUUUUAAUCGUCAAUGUACUUCGGUUUGCCUACUGCAUGAAGCACAGCCAGUAAACACCGUUCAACAUGAACACCCUGAUUGUUUUAUCAAUCCUAGUAUUGGCCUCUACUGCAUCUGGGGAACUUCGUUCGGGCUAUCCUUUAGACGAAUCCAAUUCUGCCUAUGGUCUUGAAAAGUCUGAAUCGGCCUAUGCUAUCGAGAAGUCCGUCGCUGCCUACCCCGUCGAAAAGUCCGCCGCAGAAGAUAUCCUCGAAAAGUCUGUACCUGCCUAUCCUUUCGAGAAAUUCGGCCGGCCUAUUCUCGUGAGAAGUCCGUUCCGUCCUGUUCUUGUGAAAAAUUCGCAACCGGCGUAUAGUCUCGAACAGUCUGUACAGGCGUAUUGGCUCGAAAAGUCUGCACCGGCCUAUAUUCUCGAAAAGUCCGCCGUGGCCUAAGCUUUCGUUAAACGAUUUUGAAAAAAUGUUGCCCCCCAAUCUUAAUAACAGAAAACUGCGCCGUUUGACCUCGGUAAUCCGGUAUUAUCCUUUCUUUGGAUUUAUGGGAAAUUCUUCAAAACAUUUUUGUUAUCAUAAUCGCGGCUUCUCGUUGGGAAUACAAAAUACUAGCAGA
Messenger RNA from Daphnia carinata, 644 nucleotides. RefSeq lists its product as uncharacterized. Lineage: Eukaryota; Metazoa; Arthropoda; Branchiopoda; Diplostraca; Daphniidae. The transcript is spliced from 2 exons. Bases 101 to 469 code for a protein of 122 amino acids. The record is from RefSeq and is a predicted model, not a curated record.